AGCCCGCGUUCAUCUGUGAGCCAUUACAAUCUCAACUCAACUCUCUUGAGGACUGCAAGAAAGGACGAAUUGGAAAGAUGAAACUGUACCUCGCUGCAGCUGUGUUGAUGCUUGUGCUGGCCGCACACACAGAGGCCCAGGAAGAGCCAACACUGGAGCAGCGUUUCGCCAGCUUCCACAGCCAGGUGAAGGAGAUUGCUGAUGACCUGACACAGAAGACCAAAAACACCUUUGACCAAAUUGAAAAAAGUGAAUUUGCUGUCAAAACCAAGAACUGGUUUACUGAGCAGUUUGAGAAGGUGAAGCAGAAAAUGUCCGAAAGCUUCAAUUAAUAAAAAACAGCGCCCCACACUCUUCAUAAAACUUCUUUGUGUCAAUUGGCGCAAAGGUUACAAUGAGCUGUCCUCAUCUGCGUGUCAUUUGUGUAAUCUGUACAAUAGUUCAUGUUUUGUGGAAUGUUGGUAAAUAUUCUGGAGAAAUCUAAAAAUAAAUUCAGGAUUUUUUCCCCAAAUGAAUAAACAGUAAAAUAGUA
Messenger RNA from Triplophysa rosa, 532 nucleotides. RefSeq names its product apolipoprotein C-I (gene apoc1). The coding region runs from base 78 to 332 and encodes 84 amino acids. NCBI's taxonomy places the organism in Eukaryota, Metazoa, Chordata, Actinopteri, Cypriniformes, Nemacheilidae. The record is from RefSeq and is a predicted model, not a curated record. Gene Ontology annotation, cellular component: very-low-density lipoprotein particle; extracellular region; high-density lipoprotein particle. The transcript is spliced from 4 exons. Gene Ontology annotation, biological process: triglyceride metabolic process; negative regulation of lipid catabolic process; negative regulation of cholesterol transport. Gene Ontology annotation, molecular function: phospholipase inhibitor activity; fatty acid binding.